GCAUCGGCAAGGCGUAUGCUCUCGCAUCUCCCGGGGGUAAGGCCGGCAAGCUGCCAGGUGACGUUGUUGAGACCUACGAGCACGGCGCACGUCAUGGCGAGCGCACCGACGAUGGCUCUGAUGACGCUGAUGUCCAGGCGUGAAAGAGGAACGCGUCGUCCGGCGACUCCGCCACUUCCAUUGUCACACCCAUCGACGAACUCCAUCGCGAAGCGGUAAUAGUGCACAUGCAACUUCUUUGGCUAGGUUAUGUGCGGCUCGACUUCUUCCGACGCCGUAGGGAUGUGCAAACCGAUGUUGGCGAAGUAAAGAAUGAUGGCUGCCGCGUCCGAUCCAGGAAUGGCUUUCCCUGCGGUCCAGCGGACCCAGUAGCUAUUCAGUGUAGGGUGGUGGGUGAGCAGAGCCUUUCAAAAAGUUCUGAUGAGGGCCAGAGUGCGACGCCACCAAAGGCCCAUGCCGGACCGCGCAUCAGUUGGAACGCACCGUUAAAACAGUACUGCAGCAUCAUGUCACACUCUGGAUUAAGGAGCAAGCGUGCCGAGACCGGGAUCCUAUGGUUUUCGCCCAAGAUCUUGUUGUGACUCUGCGCCAAGUGAUCCGUAUCGCGGAAGCUUUACGCAUCGAAGCCAGUU
Tilletiaria anomala UBC 951 is the source of this 632-nucleotide messenger RNA. RefSeq lists its product as uncharacterized. Lineage: Eukaryota; Fungi; Basidiomycota; Exobasidiomycetes; Georgefischeriales; Tilletiariaceae. The coding region runs from base 228 to 581 and encodes 117 amino acids. The record is from RefSeq and is a predicted model, not a curated record. The transcript has a single exon.